AUGGCGGACAACAUGAUGAACGAAGAAAGCCGUGGAAGAUUUACUUCUACUAUAAACUCGUUGAAAGAGCUUCUUGCCAGAUCACAACACGAAGAAGAACUUAAUAAACUGGAUGAAGGAUCAGUUACUGAACUGUUUGGUCACAUACAACAGCAACAACAAAUGGGAAACACAUCUCAAAGUAUUCCAAAUAUUGCAACAGAAUCAACAGAGCAAGGUUAG
Paramuricea clavata is the source of this 222-nucleotide messenger RNA. The record is from the annotation of a GenBank genome assembly. Lineage: Eukaryota; Metazoa; Cnidaria; Anthozoa; Malacalcyonacea; Plexauridae.